AUGUACCAUUCCCCUGCCGAAAUCGUGGAACCCCCAACUUCACUGGACGAUGAAACGUCUGAAAAUAUUAUCCUUCAACCACCCCGAUUUAGCUGCGUGGCCAGAGGCAAACCAGCGCCGAAUAUCACUUGGAAACACAACGGCCGAGUGGUGACAAACUAUUCAAGCCGGAUUGCGGGAGGGUUGUCCGUUCAGAUUCGGAAAGCUUUAGACGGAUUUCCGCGAUAUGAAGUCUUUUCUAAAGCGGGUGGUGGUUCUGAGGAUCCCCAGGUGCUCCAAGGCACCGGCUUCGUUCAUAUAAGGACCAGUGUUCAGUGUAUUCAGCUAACCCAGGAAGAAUUUAUCUGGGAAACCAGCAGUGAACUUUCCUGGACACAGCCCAAUCAAACCGGCUCGGAUGAACCCGUUCGCAAUUCACAAAUGCGGAUUGAUUUCGAGCCAAAUGCGGAAGGAUCCUACGUGUGCGAAGCAACCAAUCUUCUAGGCACCGUGUCCUCCUCUACUGUCCGGCUAAACCUACGGUAUGCCCCGAGGCGAUUGCAUGAACGUCUAAUUAAACAAGCCCUGACGCAACACGUGGAUCGGACCGAUGGCGACACGCGUCGAUCGACGGAACUGCUCAAUGACCCACCCCCAACAUCAAGCUCUAUCACCACGGUCCAUGGAGAACAUCCAGAACUGUCCAUUUAUUGUAUUAUGCGAUCCAACCCGCCACCGACUAGACUGGCCUGGCACUACGUACCUGAAAAAGACCGUUGCAUCCCAACCGUAAAUCACGCCAUAUGUGGUUGCCCGGACGAUAAAUUAUUGGCCGCCACAGACGCCACGCCAAAAUCGGAAUCCAUUAGUUCCCCUUCCAUGUAUCGAGCAAAACUGGUUCGUGGUACUGAAGCAGCCCGGUUCGUCACUUCCGUGGUACGGCGAAAUCCGGUACACGAUGUGGAGACUAUCGUGGUCGCUCAACUUCUGUUCGGUGUUGACAGCAAACCCGAGUUGGGGACAUAUGCAGCGUGGUUAACCAAUCCGGUUGGAUGUGAAGUGUGCCUAGUGCAGCUACAGCAACCUUCUCCCCCGGAAGACAUUGCUAAUUUUCAAGUUGUAAACAUCACGUGGAACGCUGUGAUGCUCACCUGGAAAACUGGAUUCGAUGGAGGCCUCGAACAGACAGUAAUCAUGGAACGAUUAAAAGUGAUACAGACGGAUAUGAAGGACUAUUCACUGGGAGAGCCACCAGCGUUCGAGAAACAACGCUUUCUGAUCACCAACAUUCCUCGACUGCCAGCAUCUCACCGCUGCUGGUUGUCCAAUCUGGAACCAAACACAUAUUAUCAAUUUCUCUUAUACGCGGAGAAUGAACUCGGCCGUAAUGAGCACGUUCGUAAAGUGAAUAUCAAAACCACAAGUUUAGAUUUCCCACAACUGGAACGCGUGGACUCCUAUUCGGAUCGCUUGGAGCUCUAUUUCGCGGAGCCAAUUCCAUCGGCUCACUUUUGUGUAAAAAUUCAAUUUAUCCAUGCAACGUCCACCAAAUGGCUCCCCUUGUACAAUGAUUGCCCCACACGGGACUCGGACAGCACAACCACCACGUCAGUCAUGCACACCCAUACCGGGGACAAUGGAUCGGACAAUGUCGGCAGAGAACGAGAUCCGGUGUGGAUUUGUCAGACAAAUAUUUUAUCCAACCCGAGCUGGUAUUGGGUAAUCCAACCAAACAACACACCAGCAUUCGGAACGGAAGAAGAAUUUAACGUAUUGCGGAUGACACGAUUUGUCGGUCAAAAAGAAAUGAAAUCAUCUGCGAAUCUCAACCCACUGAAAGUGAAACGAUUUCCUUCUCGUGCAGCUGACGGAUCAAACGAUUCCAAACCGGAAGAUGAUCUGGUUUACCUGCCAAGUGAAGAUAUUCAAUACAGGAUUCGGACAUGUCUGUACGAUAAUACAAACAUCUGUUCACCGGAUAUCGUGUAUUCUGGAAUGGAGGCCGCAUCUACCUCUCAGCUGUUCUCGUUUGUUUGGGUAGCUGUCGGACUGGUACUUAUGCUUUUACUUGGUUUGACUACAUGCGGUUGUUUUCGUAUGCAACGGAAGCGUCAACGAAACGUGACUGAGCGUGUUUGGGUUCGACAGGACAACGUCAACACUGGAAAGAACGGAGACCGUGGAGGCGGUGGUGGUGGUGUUGUAGUGAGCCGGGGACGAAGAAUACCGAAUAGUCAACGGCAACCAAUCAUUGCAGCCAGUUUGGAAUCAUCAACAGAGGACGACUUCAAGUUGAUGGAAUUAUCGAAACCUUCAUGUUACAAUUCACCACCAGAGGUAUGCCAAUCAGGCAGCAGCUGUUCGUUACAAGUAGCACCAGCGUUUUCAACAGUAACCACACCGGUUUCUGUAUCCACGUUUGUGCACCCAUUGGAUAUGGUGCAUUCUAUUUCCACAGCGUCGCCAGUCGGGACAGUAGUCACUUCCUGUUCCCUGGUUCUGAACAGUGCUGCCGCAGUUGGUCCCGGUACCCAAGUAUUGUCAUCCAUAUUUUCAGUUGCCACUCCUUCCGAUUUGAUUCGAGAUGUGGAAGGGAUAGGCGUGCAAAAGCCACACAAUACCACUUCCCCGGUGCUUCUCAUUCCGGCCACACAGCUUUCGACAGUCGAGUUCACGGCAAAAACCGUGGACGACGAUCCAGUCUCUUUAAUACUACACAUCCCUGUACAGUCGAAUACUUCCCAAUAA
Messenger RNA from Echinostoma caproni, 2727 nucleotides. NCBI's taxonomy places the organism in Eukaryota, Metazoa, Platyhelminthes, Trematoda, Plagiorchiida, Echinostomatidae. The record is from the annotation of a GenBank genome assembly.